Messenger RNA from Pteronotus mesoamericanus, 2626 nucleotides. RefSeq names its product anoctamin 10 (gene ANO10). The record is from RefSeq and is a predicted model, not a curated record. NCBI's taxonomy places the organism in Eukaryota, Metazoa, Chordata, Mammalia, Chiroptera, Mormoopidae. Bases 156 to 2141 code for a protein of 661 amino acids. The transcript is spliced from 13 exons.
CGCCGCGCCCGCCGCGCCGGCCCCGCCGGCCCCUCCCGCCCCGCCGCUCCGGCCGGCCCCGCCUCGUGCGUCCGCUCGCCGGGCUCCCGGUCUCGCCGGCUCUCGGGCCCGCCCCUAAGACGUGGAGCGCCGCGGCUGCCGGAAGUUUGCCAAAGAUGAAAGUGACCUUGUCAGCUUUGGACACUUGUGAGAGUUCUUUCACGCCUUUGGUAGUCAUAGAACUUGCUCAGGAUGUCAAAGAGGAAACCAGAGAGUGGCUGAAAAACAGAAUUGUCACUAAGAAGAAAGAUGGAGGUGCGCAGUUGUUAUUCAGACCCUUGUUAAAUAAAUAUGAGAAAGAAACGGUGGAAAAUCAGAACUUGUAUCUCGUGGGCGCCUCCAGCAUUAGAUUGCUGCUGGGGGCGGAAGCCGUGGGGCUGGUGAAGGAAUGCCACGAUAACACCAUGAGGGCCUUCACCUACGGGACGCGGCACAACUUCAAAGGCUUCGACGAUAACAAUGAUGAUUUUCUCACAAUGGCAGAAUGUCAGUUCAUUAUCAAACACGAACUUGAAAAUCUCAGAGCCAGAGAUGAAAAAAUGAUCCCUGGUUACCCCCAGGCGAAGUUGUAUCCAGGAAAAUCAUUAUUGAGAAGACUGCUCACGUCCCGCAUUGUGACCCAGGUGUUCCCCCUGCACGACAACGAAGCCCUGAAGAAGCUUGAGGACAGCUGGUAUACUCGGUUCAGUUUAAAGUAUCAGCCCGUAGACGGCAUUCGUGGCUACUUUGGGGAAACAAUCGCUCUUUACUUUGGAUUUUUGGAGUACUUCACGUUUGCCUUGAUCCCCAUGGCGGUCAUUGGGCUUCCUUACUACCUGUUCGUGUGGGAGGACUAUGACAAGUACGUGAUCUUCGCCUCAUUCAACCUGAUCUGGUCCACAGUGAUCCUGGAAGUGUGGAAGCGUGGCUGCGCCAACAUGACCUACAGGUGGGGGACACUGGUCAUGAAGAGGCAGUUUGAGGAGCCCCGGCCAGGAUUUCAUGGGGUCCUGGGCAUCAAUUUCGUCACCGGCCGGGAGGAACCUCUCUACCCCAGCUACAAGAGGCAGCUGCGCAUUUACCUGGUCUCUCUGCCGUUUGUGUGCCUCUGUCUCUACUUCUCCCUGUAUGUCAUGAUGAUUUACUUCGACAUGGAGGCCUGGGCCUUGGAUCUCCAUGAGAACAGUGGGACCGAGUGGACCAGUGUCUUGCUCUACGUGCCCAGCAUCAUCUAUGCCAUUGUGAUCGAGGUCAUGAACCGCCUCUAUCGGUAUGCUGCCGAGUUUCUAACUUCCUGGGAGAACCACAGAUUGGAGUCUGCCUAUCAGAAUCAUCUAAUUUUGAAAGUUUUAGUGUUCAACUUUCUCAAUUGCUUUGCCUCACUCUUCUACAUUGCCUUUGUCCUGAGGGAUAUGAAGCUUUUGCGUCAGAGCUUGGCCACUCUCCUGAUUACCUCCCAGAUCCUUAACCAAAUUAUGGAAUCUCUUCUUCCUUACUGGCUCCAAAGGAAGUACCAUGUGCAGGUGAAGAAGAAGGUGCAGGCUUUAAAGGCAGACAUCGAUGCUACGUUAUAUGAACAAGUUGUCCUGGAGAAAGAAAUGGGAACGUAUUUGGGCACCUUCGACGAUUACUUGGAGCUGUUCCUGCAGUUUGGUUACGUGAGCCUUUUCUCCUGUGUUUACCCAUUAGCAGCUGCCUUCGCCGUGUUAAAUAACUUCACCGAGGUUAAUUCUGAUGCCUUAAAAAUGUGCAGAGUCUUCAAACGUCCAUUCUCAGAACCUUCCGCCAGUAUUGGUGUGUGGCAGUUGGCUUUUGAAACAAUGAGUGUCAUAUCUGUGGUCACUAACUGUGCUCUGAUUGGAAUGUCCCCGCAAGUGAACGCACUCUUUCCGGAGUCAAAAGCGGACCUCAUUUUGAUUGUAGUAGCCGUGGAGCAUGCACUCCUGGCUUUUAAGUUUAUCCUUGCGUUUGCCAUUCCUGAUAAACCACGACACAUCCAGAUGAAACUGGCCAGAUUGGAAUUUGAGUCUUUGGAGGCACUGAAGCAGCAGCAAAUGAAGCUUGUGGCCGAGGACCUGAAGGAGGAGGCGCAGGACGGAGGCGGGAAGGGGAUGGCGAGCUGAGCGCAGGCCGAGGGAGGCCCCGUGCGGCAACGCGGCUCCGGCCCAGGCCCGAGGCUUGGCCCCACGAAGCAGCAGCUCCCCCGUGGCGCUCCCGGGCCUCCCCACUUGGCACUGUCGCGGCUCAGGACCCAUGAAGAGGGCAGCCAGGCCCCGACCCCUGGCAACUCCCACCCCCGCCCUGCUCCUCCUGGUUUCUCCCCAGGCCCCACACCCACUCCACACACCCGACCUUGCUCCAGAGCCACCGCUGCCCUCCUGAGCGUCUUGCGUGGACGGUGCCCCUCACGGUGACAGGUGGCAGUCACACCCGCCCCCGCCCAGCCCAGGAUCCGUGCGUAGGGUGGCGGGCUGGGGUGUGAGCUGCUCCGGGGUUGAGGCGGGGUUUCCAGUGCCGGACAGCUCUGCCUCUUUCCUGGUUCUACUCCGCAACAUGUUAAGACACUUUAUCAGCAAAAACCACGGUCGCUGAGCUAUUAAAGGCAGCA